Molecule: messenger RNA, 980 nt
Organism: Nanorana parkeri
Lineage: Eukaryota; Metazoa; Chordata; Amphibia; Anura; Dicroglossidae
Product: sulfotransferase family cytosolic 2B member 1-like
Exons: 6
Coding region: 6-869 (287 amino acids)
Biological process (GO): sulfation
Cellular component (GO): cytoplasm
Molecular function (GO): sulfotransferase activity
Source: RefSeq, a predicted model, not a curated record
UAAAUAUGUCAUUUGAUCACUUUUAUUACAAAGGAGCCAAAUUUGCGCAUACGGUACACUCAGAAAGUAGUCUCAAUUAUGCGGAAAAUGAAUUUAAAGUCCUGGAUGAUGAUGUCUUCAAUGUCACCUACCCUAAAUCAGGUACGAACUGGAUGAUAGAAAUCUUGAAUUUAAUCAAACAUGAUGGAGAUCCCACAACAUGUCAGAGUAUACUUAGCUAUGAAAGGUCACCAUGGUAUGAGACCGAGGCAUUUAAAGAACAAGAAAAACAACUUUCUCAGCCAAGAAUUAUAUCUUCCCACCUACCCCACCAAUUGUUUGCCAAAUCUUUUUUCACAUCUAAAGCAAAGAUUGUUUAUACAAUGCGGAAUCCUAAAGACGUAAUUGUGUCUUUGUUCCACUUCACCAAGAUUCUUUACCUUUUUAAGGAACCUGAGAAUUUUCAAGAACUCAUAGACAACUUUGUGAAUGGGAAUGCUCUGUACGGGUCUUGGUUUGACCAUAUUAAAGGCUGGAUGCAAAUGAAGGAUGACAGCAGAUUCUUCUACAUCACAUAUGAGGAACUUUUAAAGGACCCCCGUGGAGGUGUGGUGAGACUCUGUAAGUUCCUAGGAAAGCAGCUGGAUGAUGCUCAGAUUGACUCAGUUGUAAAGCAUUCAACUUUCAGCACCAUGAAGGAAAAUAAGAUGUCCAACUGGACUGAAAUGCCAUCUGAAGUACUGGAUCAGACGAAAGGCUCCUUUUUACGUAAAGGAAUCUCUGGAGACUGGAAGAACCAUUUUACAGUGGCCCAGAGUGAGUAUUUCGAUAAAAUAUAUCAGGAGAAGAUGAAAGACCUCAACAUGUCUUUUUACUGGGAACAACUAUGAUUUAGCCAUUGGGAUACAUAAAUGUUUGUAAUAGGAAUGCAGUUAGACAUAUUUAUUUGCAAAUGUUAGAAGUUGUUGAAUUUGUCAAUAAAUGUUUCCUUUGCAAUUAAA